UACACACGGAAAUCUGCUCUUCGCCGGCCCGUCGGGGAGGAAGCAACUUAGAGUGAAGAGCUCUCGCCUGAAGCCCUCCUACUCCCCUCCCUGACCAACUCCAGAGGAGAAGGGAAAACGAAAAACACCAAGAGAUGGAUCCUGAUUUCUUCUAACCCUAACCCUAACCCGAAAUGCACCCGAAAAGGGGAUCCCUCCUUUCCCUCCUCUUCAUCCUCUCCUUCGCCGUCAUCUUCCUCUACUCCUACCAUUACCACUCCUCCCUCCAUUUCUCCCACUCCCAGAACCCUAACCCUAACCCUAACCCUAACCCUCAGCGCUUCACCAUCACCAUCAAGCUCCUCACCUUCGACCGCAUCGACUCCCUUCGCCGCUGCCUCCGCUCCCUCUCCGCCGCCGACUACGGCGGCGACCGGGUGAACCUCCACGUCUUCGUCGACCACUUCCGGGCCAUCGACCCGGCGAACGGGUCCGCCCUGCUGGACCGGAAGCUGGAGGAAUCGCGCCGGAUCUUGGAUCUCGUCGAUGGCUUCAGUUGGCCCCAUGGAGAGAAGCUCGUGCAUUACCGGACGGCCAAUGUCGGGCUUCAGGCUCAGUGGCUGGAAGCCUGGUGGCCGAAGUCGGACGACGACUUCGCCUUUGUGGUGGAGGAUGAUCUCGAGCUGUCGCCGCUGUACUAUAAGUUCUUGAAAGAAUUGAUUUUGAAGUAUUAUUAUGAUCGGUCGAACUAUAGCCCUUUAAUCUAUGGGGCAUCAUUGCAGCGGCCACGGUUUGUAGCAGGAAAGCAUGGAAACAAACUAUGGUUGGACAGUGAAACACACCUUUUCCUAUACCAGAUGGUUGGCACAUGGGGUCAACUUCUUUUCCCAAGACCAUGGAAAGAAUUUCGCUUGUGGUACGAUGUUCACAAAGCCAAAGGCAUUAAACCAAUACUGCAGGGCAUGGUAACAACAGGAUGGUACAAAAAGAUGGGUGAUAGAAUAUGGACUCCAUGGUUCAUCAAAUAUAUUCAUUCCCGAGGAUACUACAAUAUUUACACACAUUUUCUGCAUGAAAGAGCCCUCAGCAUCUCUUACAGGGAUGCAGGUGUAAAUUAUGGGAAAACUGCUGGUCCUGAUUCCAAAUUACUGGACAAGAACUCGAUUGAUUUUGAUCUUUGGGAACUGCAGCCCCUGAAAAAUUUAAAAUGGUACGAUUUCUGCUUCAGAGAAGUGCAUCUUGGGAGAAUUGUCAGGAGGUACGAGGAACUUGAAUCUGUUCUGCGCUCUUUCAAGGAGCAGAAAACUAUUAUACUGGUAAGUUUAUACCGGACGGUACAGAGGAUUGCAAGAAACUUGAUUUGCCAUCUUGAGAGGGUGGGUUUGCAGAACUUCAUUCUUAUCAGUGAUGAUUCAGAGUUUCUCAUUGACCUUGCCCAGAGAGGAUAUUCUGUGAUCGAUGCAAAACUAUUGAUCAGCAGCAUUGGAAGCGACAAAUCAAAUGGUUUUGAACAUUUUGACAUGAAUUUGAUGAAGGAGAUCUGGGUUAAAGCCAAUGUUGUUAAAAAGAUUCUGGAACUGGGAUACAAUUUAUGGGUGCUCGAUUGGAAUAUAAUUCCAAUUAGUAAUCCUUUACUGGAGUUACCAGAUCCAUCCUACGACUUUUUUGCUGCAAAAGAUGUUGGGCUAAUGUACAUGAAGAGCUCUCCAUCUUCCCUAAAAGUUUGGGUUGCUGAUUUUAUUUCUAAUGUGGCAGCAGUGGGGAAGUCUUUGUUAGGCAGUAAUUCCAUAUCGUUGGAACAGAAGAAUUUUUUGUACUUUGCUACGAAAGCUUUGGAAGACAAGGGUGAUGUACGGUUGUGGCAGUUGGAUGAAUCAUCCAUUGGUGUAAGAUUAGGUGAUGAUGCUUUGAAUCUCUCAGCUCUGGACAGCAGGAAGAUGCUUUUCUGGUCUCCGGGGAUGUCAUUGACUUCAGUUCAGAGAGAGCUUGAGAACCUAGACAUGUGGUUGAUCGAUGGUGAUUCUUCAUGCGUUGCUGUUUUUUGCCACCAAUGAUAAAUGAAAAGCAAUGGAGAUUUCUUUCUUUCUUUCUUUUGUCAGGUACGAAAGAUAUUUGGGAUUUCUUUUUUUGAGAGUCCCAAAUAUUACAUGCAUUGUGAUUUCUUGUAAAAUAUGACUGGCAGAUUGAAUUGCAAUCGGUAAUUUUGAAUUCACCAUAGC
Phoenix dactylifera (date palm) is the source of this 2198-nucleotide messenger RNA. The record is from RefSeq and is a predicted model, not a curated record. NCBI's taxonomy places the organism in Eukaryota, Viridiplantae, Streptophyta, Magnoliopsida, Arecales, Arecaceae.